Vanessa atalanta (red admiral) is the source of this 2629-nucleotide messenger RNA. RefSeq lists its product as uncharacterized. Bases 114 to 965 code for a protein of 283 amino acids. Gene Ontology annotation, molecular function: amyloid-beta binding. The record is from RefSeq and is a predicted model, not a curated record. Gene Ontology annotation, cellular component: plasma membrane; extracellular exosome; Golgi apparatus. The transcript has 5 exons. Gene Ontology annotation, biological process: negative regulation of amyloid precursor protein biosynthetic process. Lineage: Eukaryota; Metazoa; Arthropoda; Insecta; Lepidoptera; Nymphalidae.
ACACUGUUUUGAUUUGCUUUCUCAACGAUCAAUACAAUAAAAUUAAUACGGCGGACUGCAGAUUUUUCUGAGAUAAUUUCCAUUUAAUUCUUGUACUGAAUAAAUUAUUAACCAUGACUGUUUUAACAAAACCAAGUGCAAUUAUAAAGAAACCGGAGAUAAUUACUGAUGCUCCUUUAGUUGAAAAACCAAUCGGCGAUGAGGAAAAAAUUGAAAUACAUUCAAAUCCCGAAUGGCCGAAGCGUUCAUCCAAUGGAGUGAUGUGCUUAUCGCUUACUGCAACUCUGCUGGCUCUGCUGGGUUUCACCGGUGGUCUCUUGCUAUGCCGAGAUAUGUUGAAGCCUACUACUAUCCGUCGCUACCAGGGCUAUUGCUCCAUACCGAUUCCGAGUGAUGAUAAAGAGACGAUCGACCCCGGUUUCCGCACGCUGCCGCUGCAGUGGUCGACCGACGACAUCCAGCUGAUCAACGCCGAUCACUCGGGCGCCGACGAGCUGGAGGACGCCCUGCACGAGGAACUCGACAUCGGAGACACCGUCGAGAAGAUCUCCGUCGUCAACAACGGCCACCGCGUCAACUUCAUACACGACUUCAACGACAACACCACCGGCAUAAUCGACGACGACCGCUGCUUCGUGAUGGAGCUGGAGCCGGAGCUGGUGCUGACCCCGCAGCUGUUCAUCUCGGGCCUGCAGAGCGGCGCGCAGUUCGACGUGUCGCGCGUGCGCAGCGAGCUGCGCGCCGCGCUGCCGGCGCUGACGGAGCUGCGCCGCGCCGCCGCCGAGCUGGCCGCGCGCUGCGCGCAGCGCCCCGUGUACCGCCUGCACCGCGACCAGGCCGUUCGCAAGCGCUCGGCCGACGAGCCGACUCACGACUACAUCCAGUUCUCGGGCAAGCACAUCGAGGAGAUCAAGAUCGACAACUUGCCGGAGAUCCUGGAGUACGAGAGGCAGACCAAAGCUUAGACUGCCGGCCUCGUGGACGUAGGGUAUUCGGCGGUGCGAGUUUGUUAUUAUUACCCGGCUAAAUGAUAUGCCUUCUUAUAAUUGACCGUAUCCUAAAUUAGUGCCUCUACUAGGUAAUGGUAUCUCUCCAUCUAUUUUAUAACAGUGGCACACUAAAAACAUAAAAAAAAAAGAAUUGGAAACAUCUAUUGGAAUCUAAGUGACUUAUUAUAGAAGUCAUAAAUAACUUAUCUUUCCUAUGUAGCUUAGGAGGUAAUAGAAUUUGUGGUAAGGUAGAGAAAAUUUCAAAUAUAUCAUCAUAUUCAAAUAAAGAAACAGUUGUCCUUGAAAAAAAUAUUCGUUGUUUUCUAUCGAAUAAAUAAAUGCAUAGCAAUUGGUUUAAAAAUAAGUUGAAUAAUGAGGUAUAUAACACAGGAAGGAACUAUAUAAAUAUGUAUAUUUAUAUAUGAAGGCGUUAUGUAACUUACUACAUAACAGGAUGGUAAAUAUGCCUAUGUCCACGACUCAUUCUAUCUAUAUAUGAAUGUUUAGAAUUAGUUCGUGAUACAUGUUUCUGCACACUAUUGCUGUCUAUAUAUAAUCCUAGAAUAUCAAUUGAACUAUAAAUUAUGGCCAUCCUAUUAACUUUAUUUUGUUUAAGCUAAGUCAAUAAUCAAUGUCCAUAUAUAUCAUUUUAAAUGAAGAUAAUUAUUUUUUCAAACACAAAAUGUAUUAUUUCAGAAUAAAUAUAAUAUAGUUAAUUUUACUUUUAUAAUUGCCAAUAAAAAAUGAAUUUUGUUUUGUAUUCAGCAUUUUUUAUGGGCUAUAUAAUAUACUAGCGGUUGGUGAAGAAAUACCUUAAAACUGUGAACAACUAUGUAAGGACUAUCUUCAACAAUUCUUGUUAUAAUAAUUAUUACAUUCUUUCUUGGGAACUUUUUCGAAGCAAACAUUUUUAUUCUUUUUUUUGUAUUGAUUUUGCUAUCAUAGACCUCAAGCGUGGUGGUAUCAUAUUCAAACUAGUCAUGGCACUAUUUAUGGUUAAUUGAACAUUUUAUUGAAAUGGUAUAAAAAUGAUGUUCAUAGGAAAUUGAUAUUUCAUGGGAUAAAGUCAAAUACUACAAUUCAAAAUUGAAUAUAAUGAUCAUCAAAGAAGCUGGCUUUAAUAAUCUAAAUCAAUUAUAUUUUUCCUACUCAUUAAUGCAUUUAUUAUUGAUUAAAUGGAGCUAUUUAGUUGCUUAUUAUGUAAGUGUAUUCGCCUGUUCUAGUGAUUUAUUAAUAUAUUUCUUAAUGAACGCACAUAAAGGACAUCCGUGUAAUAAAAAUAUAUUAAAUAUUUAUCUAUAAGGACCAAGUCCUGUAAAAUCGAGUCUUUAUGUCUAGCCGUAGACAUUUAAGCGGUAUCGUUAGGUACCAUAGAGAGAAUAAUGACGCUGAAAGGCGGUUUUUCAUCUCUACGUGUCUAUGGAUGUCUUAACAUCAUAAUAUCGAUGUAUUUUUAAAUUAAGUUUAAUAUUGUAAAAUGUGUUCUGUUAUUUAGUUUGUAUUUUAAUUUAAUUAAUUACGAAACCUUUUGUAAGUUAAGUUUUAUAUUAAUUUACUUGACGGUAAUUAUUGUUUGUGAUAUUUUCGUUUCUUAUAUGAGUACCGUCUUUGUAAUCCACUAUUUAGUUUAUAAUAUUUUA